Dentiscutata heterogama is the source of this 558-nucleotide messenger RNA. The record is from the annotation of a GenBank genome assembly. NCBI's taxonomy places the organism in Eukaryota, Fungi, Glomeromycota, Glomeromycetes, Diversisporales, Gigasporaceae.
AAUCAACCUGUGUAGAGUUUUCUGAUGAAAAGAUAGAACACAGAGAAGACCAGGAUAUAAUUAGUAAGACACCAAAAGAACAAGAUACUAAUACCAAAGAGCAAGUUAAGGAAACAAAUACUUAUCUAACAUCAACAGAGUAUCCUCAAAAGUCACUCAACCAGCUUACUAUAAAAGACCAUGAUGGAAUGUCUUCGAUGCUUGAUCAAAAGAUGUUCAUAGAUCUUGAUAACCCCUUAAAAGAGAAUAAAGAUAUUAAUAUAAUAUUAAAAUUAAAUAAGAACCAAAUAAUUAAGAAUUGUCUCAAUUCAAAGACCAGUAAGAGAUUUCACGACCAUAGUAAAGAUCUAAAAGAUCUUGAAAGGUCUAAACCUCAGAAAGAUCACAAAAGAAGGCUCAAUGCAUUGAGAAAGUCUAAAGGCAUAGCAAAGAUUAUAAGAAAUAUUAAGAGUACGCUCAAGCACUCGGCACAAGCUAUGCUUGAAAUGGUCUCAAGUGAAAUAGUCUUAGAUAAAAAUACUGAAGUAGUCUCUAAAGUGGUUUUUGCUACUAAGAAAC